This is a messenger RNA of Cricetulus griseus (Chinese hamster), 948 nucleotides long. Lineage: Eukaryota; Metazoa; Chordata; Mammalia; Rodentia; Cricetidae. The record is from RefSeq and is a predicted model, not a curated record.
UUCUUUUCAUGCCCUAGCCCCAUGGAGCCAUAUAAUUUAACAGGGGCCUUGGAAUUUCUCCUCCUUGGACUCUCAGAGGAUCCUGAACUGCAGCCCAUCUUAUUUGUACUAUUCCUGAUUAUAUACCUGCUCACAGUACUAGGAAAUAUGCUCAUCAUCCUAGCCAUCAGCUCUGAUUCCCACCUCCACAGUCCCAUGUAUUUCUUCCUCUACAACCUUUCCUUGUCUGACAUGGGCUUUAGCAGCACCACAGUCCCCAAAAUGCUGAUAAAUAUGCAGACCCAUAGCAAAUCUAUAACUUAUGCAGCCUGCCUAAGUCAAGUGUCCUUCUUCUUUCUUUUUGGGUGUAUGGACAGCCUACUACUCACUGUGAUGGCCUAUGACCGAUGGGUGGCCAUUUGUCACCCUCUACACUACCAGGUCAUCCUGAACCCUGGCUUGUGUAGAUAUUUGGUCCUGGUGUCAUUCUUUAUUAGUCUUGUGGAUUCACAGAUACAUUGUUUAAUGGUGUCACAACUAACAUUUUGCACUAAUAAAGAAAUACCUCAUUUCUUCUGUGAUGUUCCAGAGCUUCUAAAACUUGCCUGUUCUGAUACCUAUAUCAAUAACAUAGUCAUAUUUCUUGUCAGCAUCAUUGCUGGCUUUCUCCCUGUCUCUGGAAUCUUUUACUCCUACUAUAAAAUUAUUUCCUCCAUUUUUAGAGUUCCAUCAUUGCAUGGGAGAUAUAAAGCCUUUUCUACCUGUGGAUCACACCUGGCAGUUGUUUGCCUAUUUUAUGGAACAGGCCUUGGUGUGUACCUUAGUUCAUCUUUUUCUAGUUCUUCCAGAGAAAGUAUGGUGGCUUCAAUAAUGUAUACCAUGGUUGUUCCAAUGAUUAACCCAUUUAUCUACAGUCUGAGGAACAGAGACAUCAAGAAAGCCCUCCAGAAAAUAAUCAAAAUAACCUAA